Fulvia fulva is the source of this 2535-nucleotide messenger RNA. RefSeq lists its product as uncharacterized. The record is from RefSeq and is a predicted model, not a curated record. Gene Ontology annotation, molecular function: zinc ion binding; ubiquitin protein ligase activity. The transcript has a single exon. NCBI's taxonomy places the organism in Eukaryota, Fungi, Ascomycota, Dothideomycetes, Mycosphaerellales, Mycosphaerellaceae. Gene Ontology annotation, cellular component: nucleus. The coding region runs from base 1 to 2535 and encodes 844 amino acids. Gene Ontology annotation, biological process: protein ubiquitination; ubiquitin-dependent protein catabolic process.
AUGAGCGGCACGGCGCAAGCAGUCCGUGGAGAGAGCAGCGGAUCGGCGCCGCUGUGCCCGCACACUCCGUCAUUCGAUCGCCUGUCACAUGAAAGCCAAGCUCAUGUGCAAAAUGCUUCACAGCCCACGACGUCGAGUGGUGGGCAGAAUGGAUCAGAUGCUUGCGAUUGUGGAACUAUCACGAUAGAAGACGACGACGAUCUGGUGGUGGUCGAGGCAAUACCGCAGGUCCAGGAUGCUCCGCGAAGCUUCGCCGGCAGCACACGUCGUUUCCGUGUCGCCUCGCUACCUAUACGUACCACCGCAUCAGAUGAGCGCAUGAGCGUCAACCCAGCGCAUGAAGCCGCCGAAACCCUUCGAUCUCCGAGUAUUACUAGCCCUGCGAACGAUACGAAUACCUCAUCACCUAUCGAAACAUCGAACGACAACGACGAUAUCGGAGCACCGGAAGAGCAGCGCCCUCUGGCACGCGUCGAAUACAACAUGGCGAACAUGGACGGCGCUAUACCCGAGAACGAUGGCAUGUCGGACCUGCGGCAGAAAUUGCAGGAGAUUAAGAUGCUCGCUGUAUCGACGGAAGAGAAGGCGCAGAGGAUGCAUUUCCUCAUGAUGCAGGAUUACUUGAAGCAUAAAAGCGACCAGGCUCCUUCACCGCUCCAGAGCCAUGCAUCGGGUGAUUUGGAUAUCAUCGAUGGAUCCGCUUCCCCUAUGCUGGGUGCUGCGGCGUUACCUAUCGACCCGAAGAACCCGUAUAACCUCCGCCAUGGCGAUCUGGAGCCUGUGUUCAGCCCGCUGCCGAAGGCGCCGAGGGAUGUCGAGGGGGAAUUGGAUGAGGCUAUUGAUGAUGAGCUGCCGGAUCUGGGGUGCAUGCAUUAUAAGCGGAAUGUGAAGGUGCAGUGUUUUGACUGCCAGCGCUGGUUUCCGUGUCGGCAUUGCCAUGACAAUGCGAGAGACUUGCCGUUUGCGCAUCAGCUCAAUCGGAAAAAGACGCAGAAUAUGCUGUGUAUGCUCUGCCAGACACCACAGCCUGCGGCGGAGAUUUGUGUGAAUUGUGAGGAGUAUACGGCGUGGUAUUACUGCUCGAAGUGCAAGCUUUGGGAUAACGAUAGUAAUAAGCGGAUCUAUCAUUGCGACGAUUGUGGGAUCUGUCGGGUUGGGGAAGGGUUAGGGAAGGACUAUGUGCAUUGCAAGAGGUGCAAUGUGUGCAUUUCCAUUUCGACUUCGGCGGCGCAUCCUUGCAUCGAAAGAGCUACGGAGGGGAACUGCCCGCUGUGUCUCGUGCCGCUUUUCGAGUCGAGGACGGCGGUGGUGAGUCUGCCUUGCGGGCAUUAUAUGCAUGGAGACUGCUAUAAGGAUCUCAUGGGUGUCACGUACAAGUGUCCGGUGUGUAGCAAGAGCGCGGUGAAUAUGGAGCUGCAAUGGAGGAAGCUGGAUGAUGAGAUUGAGGCGCAGCCUAUGCCGGUGGAAGAUGAAGUUUUGGAUGGUGUGUUGCCGCAUAUUGAAGGGCGGCCAGAUGGGGAUGAGGCAGAUGCUGCGCAAGGACAGGCGGGCGUGACAGAUACCCGCCCACGCAGACCUAGGGAGGUGUGGGUUGGGUGUAAUGAUUGCGGCGCCAGGUCAUGGACUCCUUUCCACUGGCUUGGUCUAAAGUGCCAGAGAUGCGACAGCUACAACACCAACCAAAUGGCCCCGACCGCCGUCCACGAGACCGAAGCCGAGCGCAUCAUGCGGCAGCAACAGCAAGUCCACCGCCACGACUUCACCGGCGACGCCGUCCUCCGCGACGCAGGCAUCGGCAUCGAAACACCAGAAGAAUUCGCCAACAGCGCUCUCGAAGCUCCCAGCUCCCUCCAAGUCCCCGAAUCUCCCUCCCAACAACCCAUCCUCUCCAGCUCCCCCCAAUCACCACGACUCUCCAGCGGCGCCCAAUCCCCAGGCCGCUACUUCGUCCACAACGAAGAGCUCCGCCGCCCCAGCUUCACAGCCUCUCGCUUCUCCACACCCAGCAUGCCAAACCUGCCAACCCUCUCGAAUCUCCCCGACAUGCCUCGCAUGCCGCGAAUGCCGAACCUCCCUGACCUCCCCAAUUGGCCUAAUCUCCGCCAGAAUCUCCCCAAUAUGCCGAACGUCGAACUACCGCGGUUCUCACCCUACGAAAUGAUUGACGCCGUUAGUCGAAGUCUUUCGCCAAUGCGGUAUUAUCUACGAGGUCUGGAUGCGAGGGAUGAGGAGGAUUUGCCGAAUCUUGCGGCGCGUCGGCCGGCGAGUGUGAGGAGUGGUCCGGAGAGGCGGAUGGGGGGGAGUAAGUUGAGGAGCGGGAGUGAGGGGAGUGAGGGGGUUGAGAGUGCGGAUCUUUGGGGUAGUGAUGGUGGGAGUGGGGAUAGUGUUCAUGUGGGGGAGGCGGUGGAGGAUGAGAGUAGUGAGGGUGAGGAGUGGGAGGAUGAGGAUGAUGAGGAUGAGGGUGAAGAGGAGGAUAAGGAGGAGACGGGGAAGGGAGGCAAGAGGGAGGAGUUGGAGUUGUUUGGGCAUAGGUGA